Molecule: messenger RNA, 3269 nt
Organism: Jaculus jaculus (lesser Egyptian jerboa)
Lineage: Eukaryota; Metazoa; Chordata; Mammalia; Rodentia; Dipodidae
Gene: Rab10
Product: RAB10, member RAS oncogene family
Exons: 6
Coding region: 265-867 (200 amino acids)
Biological process (GO): cellular response to insulin stimulus
Cellular component (GO): insulin-responsive compartment; Golgi apparatus; recycling endosome
Molecular function (GO): GTPase activity; GTP binding
Source: RefSeq, a predicted model, not a curated record
GGAGGCCAUCUUGUCCCGACCGACUCCCCGGAACCGGGCGGAGCGGCUGGGAAAGGCUGCGGACUCGCGGUCGCCGCCCCUCGGAGGCACGGACGCCGCCACCGUCGGGUCCCGCCCGCCGAGGCAGUUCCAGGUCUCCCGCUCCGACUCGACACCCGCCCUUGCUUCCCGGGUUCCCAAGAUCGCCGGGUGAGGAGUUGGCCGUGGUGAGAAGGACCGAUCCCGUGGGGCCGCCGGCGGCCAGAGCCUGAGCCGCUCCUCCCAAUGGCGAAGAAGACGUACGACCUGCUUUUCAAGCUGCUCCUGAUUGGGGACUCGGGAGUGGGGAAGACCUGCGUCCUUUUUCGUUUCUCGGAUGAUGCCUUCAAUACUACCUUUAUCUCCACCAUAGGAAUAGACUUUAAGAUCAAAACAGUUGAGUUACAAGGAAAGAAAAUCAAGCUACAGAUAUGGGACACAGCAGGUCAGGAGCGAUUUCACACCAUCACAACCUCCUACUACAGAGGAGCAAUGGGUAUCAUGCUAGUAUAUGACAUCACCAAUGGGAAAAGUUUUGAAAACAUCAGCAAGUGGCUUAGAAACAUAGAUGAGCAUGCCAAUGAAGAUGUGGAAAGAAUGUUACUAGGAAACAAGUGUGAUAUGGAUGAUAAAAGAGUGGUACCUAAAAGCAAAGGCGAACAGAUUGCAAGGGAGCAUGGUAUUAGAUUUUUUGAGACUAGUGCAAAAGCAAAUAUAAACAUCGAAAAGGCAUUUCUCACAUUAGCUGAAGAUAUCCUUCGAAAGACCCCUGUAAAAGAGCCCAACAGUGAAAAUGUAGAUAUCAGCAGUGGAGGAGGCGUGACAGGCUGGAAGAGCAAGUGUUGCUGAGCAUUCUCCUGUUUCAUCCGUUGCCAUCCACCACCCGUUUCUUUUCUUGCUGCAAACUAAAACACUCUGUCCAUUUUUAACUCUAAACAGAUAUCUUUGCUCCUCAUCGUAACUAUUCAAUCCACCUAUUUUGUUUGUUCUUUCAUCUGUGACUGCUUGCAGACUAUUAUAAUUUUCUUCAAACAAAAAAAAUGUAUAGAAAAAUCAUGUCUGUGACUUUAUUUUUAAAUGUACUUGCUCAACUCACUGCUGCAUUUCAGUUGUAUUAUAGUCGAGUUCUUCUUAUCAACGUUUAAACCUAUAGCAAUCAUUUCAAUUCUAUUCUGCAAAUUGUAUAAGAAUAAAAGUUAGAAUUAACAAUUUUAUUUUGUACAACAGUGGAAUUUCCUGUCAUGAAUAAUAUGCUUGAGUCCCUAUAAUCUAUGAACAUGUGAUAGCAAAAGAAACAAACAAAAGCCAGGAAAACACUCAUUUCACCUUGAAUAUGUAAGUGGGGUUAAUUUUGUCCUGUGCCUUAUGUGGAAAGGAACUUUGAUUUUUCCUUUUUGUUCUGGUGGAAGCAUGUGCAGGAGACAUAUCAUCCAAACAUAAACCAUUAAAAUAUUUGUGGUUUGCUUUGGCUGUAAUUUUCAAAGUAGUUUAUUGAGGGAAAAGGGUAAUGCAGAAAUGAUAGCUUUGGCUUGCCAAAUCUCAUUUUAGUGGCCUUGAUAUGUAAACUGUCCCUGCCACCAGUUCUUCUAGGCCACUUUCUCCUUGAGUCUCAUCUUCCUGCAUGCUGCUUUCUUUGCUUCUCCUCCCCACUGCUCAUGGUGAGUUACUUAAAUAUGAAAGGGGCAAACUAGUAGUAGGUUUGUCAAGUUGAACAUACAGCACUGACUUAACUAGCUAAGUAAACUGAGAGAGAAAUUCUAACUGCCUAUCAGGUGUCAGUUAAUUAGUGUCUUUCCCUCAUUUACUCUCUUCCUCUAAAAGCUCUGUCCUGCUGUUUGACUUCCAUGUUCCUUUUCUCCUUCCCCUUGUUUCCUUCCUGUAUAACCAUUGAGUUUAUGAAAUGGAAGAGUUAAUUGCAUGCACUAGUAUUUGGAGGGUGUUGUGGCUUGUCUUUCUAAUUAGGUGUGUAUCCUAUUCACUUUCCCUAGAAUAACUCUCUUAACCUGAGUUUGAAUAGUCUCCAUUUUGGCAACUCCUCUGGCAGUUUGGUAGCCCAGUAAGAACUUGAAAAUAAAAAGUACGAGGAGUGAAUUUUAUGAACAUGCUUGCCAAAUGUAUUGAGAUUUGGCCUCUGAAGAACACUUCCAGUGUUGUCUUUAAGAUAUACUUUGUAAUAUUAAUUUUAAGUUCUAUCUUCACAUCCUCCUGGAAAACUUGUAUUGCCAUGGAUUUAGAAGAAUGACAACAAGCUUCUUGUGUAAAGAUAAGCGCUCUAGCUCUCUCUAACCCUGUCCUUUGUUGCAUCUUUCUAGUUUGCCUCAUUGCUUAUUAUUAGUAGUACAGGGUGGGUUAAGUUCGCUAUGCUGCUAGCGUCCUAAGAUGAUACCUUUAUUGAAAUAAUUGUGAAUAGCAUGAUUCAUUUCAAGCAGAGGCUGAGUUUAGGACAGCAGCUUCCAUUCAAAAGAUUUCUGUGACAUGAUAAGCAUUUUAAUGACCUCUUGGCUCACAUAAACAAUAACAUAGGGACAUAUCUGCGAUGAAAAACUAUGAAUUUCCCAAAUAGUGCCCUGAAGACAAGUUUAUAUGUCUCACUGGUGGUUUAGGUUUUAUCCCCUCACUUGACUUUGUUUACUGGUGCAUUGUUUACUGGUACAAAGCAGCAUUGCCAAAUAAUCCCUAGUUUUCCACUAAAAGAAUAAUAAUGAAAUGGUGUUAAAAUUUUUUGAAAUGUUUUUGGGUUAAACCUGCUAUUGUUAGAUCAAUUUUAAUGUAUUUGUUGCUUCCCUGUAUUUGGAAUAUGGCAGUAGCUUUUUCCCUUUUAACCCUCUUUAAUCCUUAUUCAAUUCCGUGACUUAAGGUUUGAGAGCUAAACACUGGACUUCAUGGCUAACAGACUGACAGUUUUGUUGUUACUAAUUCUAAUCGGCAUUGUACAUAGAAAGGGUAUGGCUACCUUUUGUUAAGUCUGCACUUUCUAAAUCUCAAAAAAGGGAAAAAUGGAGUAUAAAUCAACUUUUGUAUAAUCUGUUUGAAACAUGAGUUUUAUUUGCUUAAUAUUAGGGCUUUGCCCCUCUUCUGUAAGUCUCUUGGGAUCCUAUGUAGAAGCUGUUCUCAUUAAACACCAACAGUUAAGUCCAUUCUCUGGUACUAGCUACAAAUUCGGGUUCAUAUUCUACUUAACAAUUUAAAUAAACUGAACGAUUUCUAGAUGGUCUACUUCUGUUCAUAUAAAAAGAAAACGUGAUUUCCAA